This is a messenger RNA of Ectocarpus siliculosus, 3573 nucleotides long. NCBI's taxonomy places the organism in Eukaryota, Phaeophyceae, Ectocarpales, Ectocarpaceae. The record is from the annotation of a GenBank genome assembly.
AUGUUUAUUGUUGCACCUCCUCCCUCACAGUUCUUGGCUCCGCGCUCAGACCCGAACAUCAUCUUGGCAGAAAUUCGGCGGCAGCUGUUCCACCAUCGAGGCGCGGGCAGGAAAAAUGUCAUCGAGUUUCAAGAGGCCUUCAAAGCUUGGGAUGGAGACGGAGACCACAUGCUGAGCCACUUCGAAUUUGAAAGGGCGCUGUGCAGAUGCGGGAUCUUUCUCCCUGUUCAAGAGGUAAACGCGCUCUUCCGACGGUUCGACUCAAGAGGGGAUGGCUUCGCCGAUGCUGAGCGCGGCGAUGGCACAACCAGUGCGGUGUCGCUAGGGUUAGUGGAGGCUGUGGGCCGCAUGAAUGCGGACGGCCACCCGGAGGUGGCUGCCGGGAGAAUCGGUCCGCAGGAGGUGAAAGACGAUUUCUGCGAGUUCUUCAUCGACCGAGCGGGUGAGAGAGGAAGCGGCGGCGCGGCCGCGGGUGCGCUGGCGGUGUCGCUGGAAGGGUUCAGGGAAUACUAUCGAGAUGUUGGCGUUUGCGAACCGUACGACACGGUCUUCGUCCCUAUGAUCGAGGCCCUGUGGGGAGUGCGAGAGCCACAUCCUGGGGACAACAGGCGCAGUGAGCUGACGAAGCUCUUGCUGCCCAAACUCAAGCAGCACUCUCGUGGGGCCGAGACUACCGGGGAGGUUUUGAGGAAGACCCUGAGGUACUACAGCGAAGACGACAACGGAGAGCGCGGCGCCAGGCACGGCGGCGGCGCCAGGCACGGCGGCGGCGGCGGCGGCGGCGUCGUGGGCCCUUCGGGCGUGGAGAGGUCUCUCAACAGCUUCGGCUUGUACCCGGAUAAGAGGGAAGUCGAAGGCAAGGCUCAAAGACACCCUCCUGGCGCUGCUCCGACGCGAGCCACAGGCGCGUACAUCCGCUUCUACCACUCGGGAGCAGUCGGCAGGGAGAUCUCCAGGUCGUUGGCCAGCGAAACAGCCGGGAUGGUUGUAGCACUUGAGCACCGGCAUGACCGGAACGAGCCAGAUCUCGACGAGGACGCCUACUCCCGCAGCGGCGACGUGCCCGGCAUGGACGUCGUGUCCGCUGGCUCCGUGACCUCCUUCGUGCGGAAGCUGUUCCAGAUGGUCCAGGGAGAGUGCGACAGCAUCGUGGGCUUCGUCGCGGAUGGCACCGCGUUCGAAGUGAAGGACCCGAGACGGCUGGAGCAGGACAUCCUCCCAAAGUACUUCCGACACUCUAGGUUCCAGAGCCUCGUGCGUCAGCUCAACUUCUACAGCUUCAAAAAGAUCAGCAAGGAGAGAAGCGUGUGGAUCUACAAGCAUGCGUUCUUCCGCAGGGACGAGCCGGAGCUCUUGCACGCGCUCAAGCGCAAGACCAACCAGCACGGGGCGCCGGCUCGCGUGGGCGGUGGCGUCGCAGGGCUUGGGGUCGGCGACGGCGGCGCGGAUGACAUGAUGGUGGUGGACAGAGCCGCCCCGAUUGUCGGAGGAAGUCUCUCUCGCGACCCACUCGACAGCAACAAGGCGAGAUCCCGCGGCCUCAGCUUUCUGCCCCCCCGCCACGCGGACGGCGGCGUCAGCGCCUUCCGGCCCCCUCACCACGACUACCACCACAGCCCUUCGUUCAGCAACCAACACCAAGAGCACCACCAGCACCCCCCCCACUACCCUCACCACCGCAGCAGCAACGGCGACCGUCACUCCAGCAGAAGCAGCAGGCCACCGCACCACCCGCACCCCGCUCACCGCAAGAACGGCAGCAGCGGCAGCGGCAGGGUGUACCACGCUUCCUCGUCCCGGGGCGCCGGCGGCGGGCCGUCCACGGGCGGCGCGGCCGUCCCGUCCUACGGGGGACAGGGGCCUUCUUCCCGUGGCGGAGCCCCCGGCUUCGCGUGGGCGGGAGCGGGUGGUCGUCCGGUCUCUUCUAGCGGUGGUCCUGGCGUAGAGUACGAUCGCCGCAGCGGCGGCGUCGACGGCGGCAACGGCAUGCGCGCGACCAAGGCGGGGGGGCACCGCGGAUUCGACGACGGUCGGUCCCCGUCGUCGUCGUCAUCGUCCCAGGCCUACAGUCGGCAGGGCCCCGCGAUAGGCGACGACAGGGGCAGCGCGGUCGGCCGGCAACGCGGCGGCGGCGGCGGCAACGGGAGGCCCGCUGCUGCUGCUGCUGCUGCUGGCGGUGGUGCCGGUGGCGGCGGUGUCACGGACAAGGACCACGCGUUGGCCCUGUUUGGCCUCUCGGCGCUCUGCCAGGUGGCCUCGGCGACGGAGGCUCCCGCCGCCCACGACAACGAGUCGAUCGGGCAGAUGGACGAGGACGGCGGUGGCGGUAGCGGCGGCGGUGGCCGCGGCUCCCGGCGUUUGUCCGACGUCGUAGAUCGACAGCCACAAAAGCGCCACCGGGGGGUAGGCCCGGACGCGGACGCGGGUAGCCGGCGAGGGUGGGCGGUGCAGGAGUCAUCGGGCGACGACGAGAGGGAAGAGGAGGAGGAGGAGGAGGACGGUGUCACGAGUGCCGAGCGCGACGACUCUAUCCCUCGGCAGCAGCAGCAGCAACGGACUAGCGGCAGCGGAGGCGUUUUCUGCCCGACGUGGGACUGGGGACGCGCCGCGUGCGAGCCGGCCAUCAGGCUGCCGGGCUCCUUCGUAGACCGUCGUUUCGAGGAGGUGGACCAGCAGGUGGUAAAGGACGAUGACGAUAACGACGACGACGAGUCGAGCAGGGCCGAGGAGGAAGAAAGAGACCAGGGCGAGAGCAGACAGGAGUUCGCGCAGAAAUCGGACGACGAAGGACCUGAGGCCAGGCCCGACACUGGCAGUGCAGCACACCGCAGAGGGGAGGCGAUGGCGAUAACGGACGAGGUUUCGGUGUCCCUCGCGGGGAGCGACGAGCCCCGGCCAACCCCUACCGCCGCCGUCCCACCGCGGCCGCGAGACGCGCAGGCGGACAUGAAAGCGGAAGCCGACGUCGGCCUCGACGGCAUCGGCGCGUUCUUCUCGCACUGCUGCUCCGCCGCCGCUUCCGGCAACGACACCACGAGGGCGUCGGAGUCGGUGUUCCUCGCCACCGUGGCCAACAGCGGGGACGGCGGGCUGCGCGAGAUGGCGGUGUUCUGCGCCGGCCCGGCCGGCAAGGCUCCCGACGCCGCUUCCCCGGCGUACCUCGCCCGGGAGGUGUCCCUCUUCCUCCAGAGCGAGGAAGCCGUCGCGGAGGACCUGCGCGUGUACGCGGAGGCCCUCGACCCCGCCGCCGUGGACGUUGUGGUGGAGGGGAGCCUGGGGAGCAGCAGCAAUCCGGUGCCGGUAACGCAGCCGUUGUCGCCGGACGGCGCGAAACUUCUGCGCGUUUUCUGCCGGUUCGCGGCGUGCCGGCUCGGACGCGCGCUCGAGGUGGCGUCGCUGGUGGCGGAGUCGGCGGAAGAAGCCGCCGCUGGCGGCGGCGGCGGCGGCGGCGACAAGGCCGCGGAGCAGCAGGGGCUGCUGCUGCAGCGGCACGGCGCCUUCGCGCGGCGGGUUGCGCCGCAGCUGGACUCGUGCCGGUGGAAGUGGUGGCGCGCUGCCGUUCGCUUCAGCUGA